Molecule: messenger RNA, 1123 nt
Organism: Camponotus floridanus (Florida carpenter ant)
Lineage: Eukaryota; Metazoa; Arthropoda; Insecta; Hymenoptera; Formicidae
Gene: Rad60
Exons: 7
Coding region: 154-1089 (311 amino acids)
Biological process (GO): cytokine production; positive regulation of transcription by RNA polymerase II
Molecular function (GO): protein binding
Source: RefSeq, a predicted model, not a curated record
UCGUAAUCCGCCAUUUCUACGCACGUGUGCAUCCACUCUCCGAUGUAGAGAUCAAGUGUAAUUAAUCUAUGCAAAGAUUCUGGAGGAAACUUCUAGCACAAAAGGAGUAUGGAAGUUAUAUGUCAAAUUGUAUGAAUAUUCAUAAUAGAUAAGAUGAUGGAUGUCUCUUCGGAUGAAGAUGAUCCAUACGCAAAUUUUGCUGGUCGUUUAAAAGCAUUAAAAGAAAAACGCUUUAAAACAGAGGAACCUUCUGUAGAGAUAGGAAAUUUUUCCAUCAACAUUGAACAGCAAAGAGAUGAUGAAAAAACCAAUGAUAAAGAAAUAAAUGGUAAAGAAACAUAUGACAAUGAUGAUACACAAACACAAAAGAGGAUGGUAAGAAGUAGAAGAAAUAAAGGUAUUACUACUCGUGCUACUGCUAGGCACACUAGGAGAAGGCAUCUGCCAGUUAAUGAUCUAGAAUAUGAUGUGGAUAUAAUUUCAUUUGAAGAAAAUCAAUUGCCUGAAUCAAUUCCUGAAACCUAUAAUAAUGAUGUGAUUGCAUUGUCAGAUGAUGAAAUUUCCACCAAAGAUGACAAUUAUGAGAUAACUAUUAAAGUAUUCUGGAGGUCAAACAGAAUCGAUCGAUUAAAUAUGCGUAGACAUGACAAUUUCCAAGGAAUUUUUCAAUAUUAUGCCGAUUUGGAGAAAGUUUCUAUGAAUGAAAUUCUAAUCAUGAAGAAAGAUAAAAUCAUUAAUCAUACUGAUACUCCAGCAUCGCUCAAGCUUUCAGUUAUAGAUAUACUUGAUGGUGGAAUAGUGCAUCCAGGCAUGAAUACGUCAAAAGAAUUAUUAAAAGGGAAGAAUAAUGACGACGAUAAUGUAUGUACUAUUAAAGUACAAACUGCCAACAAGAAGCAAUCGUUGAUUAUCUCACUUAAAAGGGAUCAACAAUUUAAAGCAUUAUUUGCUAAUUGUGCCAGACAAAUUGGUGUAAAAGAGAGUAGCCUCAAGUUUUAUUUCGACGGAGAACAGAUAAGCCCGACCGAUACUCCGGAAUUAUUAGAUCUUGAAGAAGAAGCAUGUAUUGAUCUUCACAUUUCUACAUAAUAUGUAAUAAAACCAUAGUAAAUCUUUCGUACAA